CGUGUUUUGAUUGCUAGUUGAAUUAUUUGUUUUAAACUGAAAUAAAAAUGGUAAAAGUACAGAAACCGAAUCCCAAAACACUGAAAAAGGAUGUUCCUGAAAAAGCAAAGAAUGUCCAGAUGAAAAAGUCCAAACCAAAUGCAACUAAGGAGAAGGUUAAGCAGAUCGAGAAAACAUUGGAAAAUGUAGCCAAAAACAAAGUUGCAAAGGAUGUAAAACCAAAAAGUGAUGUUUUAAAUAAAAAUUCCAAGAAGGUGCAACAAAAGGACCAGAAAGCUGUCCAAAAGAAACAGCCAACAGUUGCCAAAAUCGAAAAUAAAAGCCAGAACGUGAAUAAAAAAUUUGUCCAAAAGAAAGAGCAAACAACUGUUGCAAAAGCCGAAAAUAAAACACAGAACGUGGUUAAAAAAGUUGUCCAAAAGACUGUUGGAAAAGCCGAAAAUAAAACUCAGAACGUGGAUGGUGAAAUUAAAAAAAAUAAAAAGAAGAAACAGAUUUACGAUCCAGUGAAUUUCGAUGAGAAACAGUUCAAAACUAUAGUCACUUUGGAGAAUAUAAAAAAGAUUAGUGAGGCAUUGAAAACUCUUGUUGAAAAAGAGGUGUCGGAAAAGAAAACUUCUAUUUUUAGCGACUACAAGUAUUUUUUGAAUAUCUCAAGUUUUAAAAUUCCCACCUGCCCCAAGCGUAUGGUGAAAUUAAAUGUUAAACAUUCAUUGGUAGAUACUAAGAACGAUGAUGUUGUUAUUAUUGUUCCCGAUCUACAAAGAGGAGCGAAAGUUGAUUACGAGCCCACUAUUCAACACUAUGAAGAUCUAUUACGAGAGAACGGAGUGGACGAUAUUAAAGUAGUACCCUUUAAUCAAUUGCGCAAUGAAUGCACUACAUUUGAAUCCAAAAGAAAGUUUGCCAACACUUAUGAUUAUUUCCUAUGUGAUGGUCGUAUAGUGGGUCAUGUUGUUGGAUUCCUUGGCAAACAUUUCCAAAAGCCACGCUCAACAAUUCAUGCUGUACGUAUGGACGAUCCCAAGACGCAUAAGAUUGACGUAGAACAUGCUUUGAAACGCACAUCUUACAAACAACUACACAAGGGGGAUCUUGUAUCCAUUCCCGUGGGAAAUCACCGUUUUACCAUAACUCAAUUGGCCGAAAAUAUAAAAAUGGUGAUUGAUCAAUUGAAAGAUACAUAUGCAGGUGGCUAUGCAAAUAUGCGCAACAUUUACCUUAAAAUCGACAUCAAGGGAACAUCAUCUUUGCCACUAUAUGUCAGUUUGACAGGUGCACCUCAAGAAAUCCCCAAUGUGAUUGGUCCACGAGAACAGCGAAUGCUUAAAUUGAAGAAACAAGCCAACGAUAUAUUGUCCAAAUUUAGCAUGAGCAAAACGGGAGAAUUUGUAAAGCUUAACAAGACACAAGUUGAACGUAAACAGCAAAUACGUGAAGCUAGAACGGCUCUAUUGUCAAAUGAACCAGUUGAAGAAGAUAAUGACAAUGAGUUCAAACCAGCUGCAAAGAAAGUUAAAAAAGAUAAACAAAUCGAAGUUGCUAGUAAAUCAGAGGAUGAAAAUGAAGAAAGUGAUGCCAAUGAAGAAGGCAGCGAGGUUAGCGAUGAAGAAUGAAGAUGAAAAUUAAUACAUAUUGUAUGUAUGUUAAUUAAAUAAGUUCAAUAUUUACAUAUUUCUUUAUACCUAUUAUUACAAUAAAAACGUUUAAAAAUUCGA
Messenger RNA from Calliphora vicina (urban bluebottle blowfly), 1718 nucleotides. RefSeq names its product ribosomal L1 domain-containing protein CG13096. Lineage: Eukaryota; Metazoa; Arthropoda; Insecta; Diptera; Calliphoridae. The record is from RefSeq and is a predicted model, not a curated record. The coding region runs from base 48 to 1616 and encodes 522 amino acids. The transcript has 2 exons.